AUGAUUCGCUGGAAAUUGACAAGUGUUGCCAAGCAACACGUUCGCUGCUUGCAUUAUAUACAGGGUCAAGAACCUUCUCCAACAAUUCGAGAAUAUUUCUACUAUAUCGACCAUCAAGGACAGCUUUUUUUAGAUGACACUAAAGUGAAGAAUUUCAUCACUUGUUUUAAAGAAAAGAAGUUUUUGGUUUUCUUCUUCAGACAGUUGAAAAAGAACAACACAACACGUUACGUUGAACACUUUCCCUAUAUCUCACUUUGUGGUGUUGAACGUAACUUUAUUCGGUGCGAUGAUCGUCCAAUUGUUUACUCUCACAUUGUUGAGAAACCAUCACCUGAUAAUCCAGAAGAAACACAUGAUGUAUUAUCAUAUGAAGGAACUGCAGAAGCACUGACAGUCAAGUUUGAACCUGAGAAAUUGUGCAUGUUACCUCAAAGUGGGCGUGUCUAUCAUCCAGCAAAACUAAAAGUAGGUGGAGUUGGAUUGAUCAAGUCUAGCUUAGCCAUUGAAAUCAGCAAGCAUUUUGAAUUUGGAUUGGCAGGGGAGUAUGCUCCACCAACUCAUUUUCACUGGAAAGGGAAGCGCUACACUCUGUCGAAUGAACUCUGGAAGCUGAUGACAGAUGAGGAACGUAAGGAGUUGGCGAAUGUGUAA
Saccoglossus kowalevskii is the source of this 654-nucleotide messenger RNA. RefSeq names its product UPF0598 protein CG30010-like. The record is from RefSeq and is a predicted model, not a curated record. NCBI's taxonomy places the organism in Eukaryota, Metazoa, Hemichordata, Enteropneusta, Harrimaniidae.